Closterium sp. Yama58-4 is the source of this 3291-nucleotide messenger RNA. The record is from the annotation of a GenBank genome assembly. Lineage: Eukaryota; Viridiplantae; Streptophyta; Zygnematophyceae; Desmidiales; Closteriaceae.
AUGGCCGCGAUUUCCGCUUCAGGAGGAGGCAGCUUACCUCGUAAGGAGUGCUCUCUUCGCCCCUCCCGUUGGACUCCAGCUCCGUUCCUGUCAAGCGCCGUUCUCGCUCGCCGUCUUGGGGAGUUGGGAGAGAGUGGAACGAUCGGUGAGGAGGAAGAGGAGCAUGCAGGGGAGCAGACUGGGGAGCAGGCUAAGGAGCAGGCAGCAGCAGAGAUGCCUCCUGUUGCUUCUGAUCAACCCAAUCAACGGCUCACAGCGCAUUUGGACUUGAGUGAGGUGAAGCGGCAGCUGCAGCGGUCGAACGAACGGACCACAGAGAACCUGAAGUACCUGAGGAGUCGCCUGCACGCGUCCAACGAGUGGACGGCGAAGCACCUGAAGAAAUCGAAUCAACAGACCAGGGAGAACCUGAAGCACCUGAGAAAUCGCCUGAACGCGUCUAAUGAGUGGACGCUUAGCCAUCUGAAGAAGGGGCACCAGUGGACGUAUGAGCGGCUAAGAGAAUCAAAUCAACGGACACGAGAGCACCUGCAGCAUCUGGCUGAUUCUGACCACCUGCAGCAGCACCUGUCGCACCUGGAGCACCUGAAGCACCUGGAGGGGCACCUGGACGUGCGGGCACUGAAAUCUAGGUUGGACGCGUCCAACGCCAAGACAAGGGCGCAGCUGAGGCACCUGGGAAUCAACCUGGAGCACCUGGAGGGACACCUGGACGUGGGGACUCUCAAGGCAAGGCUGGACGCGUCUAAUGCCAAGACCAGGGCGAGUUUGAGGCGGUCAGGCAGGCAGGCGUCUCACACAGUGCAUGGAGUGGCUGAUGAGAGAGCAGCAGGAGGUCAAGAUGGUGGGGACGUCUCCAAAACUGCGAGCAGUGCAUCAGCCAAGAGCAAUCCUACGCGCAAUCCGUACCUGAGUGGCAACUUCCGUCCAGUGGGCACCGAGGAGCUGCAGGAGCUGGACUGCGCUGUGAUCACACUUGAUUUUCGUCCGGUGGCCACCUCCUUUUUCCUUGCCACUCUGCAUCUCUGUCUGUCUGCCCCUCUGUGUCUACACCAGGUAAUCGGCCAAAUCCCUCCCGGGCUGAGGGGUCGGUUCAUCCGCAACGGCCCCAACCCUCAGCUGCCUCCCUCCAGCCCCGCGCUCUACCACUGGUUCGACGGGGAUGGCAUGGUACAUUCAGUGAACUUUCACCCGCCUGAGGAGAACUUUCACCCUGCUGGGAGGAACCUUCACUUCCCCAGGGAGAACCUUCACUUGGAUGAGGAGAACUUUCAUUCCUCUCGAGUGAGCUACGGGCGGCGCUACAUCCGAACGACAGGCUGGCAGGAGGAGCGGGCGGCGGGGCGGACGCUGUUUGGAGGGUUGCAGCAGGUGGGGCUGGGGGCGAGUCACCUGCUGCUGGCAGCAAUGAACCUUCUCGGGCUGAGACAGCAAGAUGCACCCAUGUGGAACAUGCAGGUGGCGCUGGGGGCGAGUCACCUGCUGCUGGCUGCUAUGAACCUUCUUGGACUGAGACAGCAGGACGCGCCUAUGUGGAACAUGGUGAGGAGCAGGAGGGGCGAGCCAUCUGUUGCUGGCAGCAAUGAACAUCCUCAGGCUGAGGCAGCAAGAUGCGCCUAUGUGGAACAUGGUGGUACAGCAGGUGGGGCUGGGGGCGAGCCAUCUGCUCUGGCUGCAAUGAACAUCCUCAGGCUGAGACAGCAGGACGCGCCUAUGUGGAACAUGGUUGUGCAGCAGGUAAGGCUGGGGCCGAGUCACCUGUUGCUGGCUGCAAUGAACCUUCUCAGGCUGAGACAGCUGGACGCACCCAUAUGGAACAUGUUCGAGGAGGGUCCAUAUUUCUCAAGUACUCAUCCUGGCCAGUAUGGUCCAGUAUGGUCCAACCAAGACCGUGUCCAACAACCAUAUCAUCCAGCACGCCAGUCGCCUCCUCUUUUCAUUCUGCCUCUGUCCUUCUCCGCCCUCCCCUCCUCUCCCCGCCCCCCCCAUCAGACCAAGAACGUGUCCAACAACCAUUUCAUUCAGCACGCCGGUCGCCUCCUCUCCCUCUGGGAAGCAGGCCUUCCCUAUUCCCUCGACCCUUCAACCCUUGACACCAAGGGCGUCCACUCGUUUGAUGACACGUGGCGCAGCGGGAUGACAGCUCACCCGAAAGUGGAUCCGGUCACGAACCACAUGAUGAUCUACGGUUACAACCUCACACACAAGCCCUAUCUCCGCUACGGGGUGGUUGACCCCUCCGGCGCUCUCAUUCACGCCACUGACCUCGACCUGCCACACCCUGUCAUGAUGCAUGACUUCGCCAUAGCACAGCACUACAGCAUAUUCCUCGACUUCCCGCUUCGCUUCCAGCUAGACAAAGUCAUUCAGUCGCAUGGCAAGGCCAAGCCUUUCGUUUUCGACCCGUCCAAGCCAUCCCGCAUAGGAGUGCUUCCUCGUUUUGGCUCCAAUCCAGACAUUUGCUGGUUUACUGUGGCGCCAGGGUUCUGUCUUCAUGUGGUUAAUGCAUUCGAAGAACCCUCUUCCCAUUCCUCCUCUCCCACCUCCUCUUCCACCUCUCCCUCCUCCGCCUCUUCCCCCUCGUCACCCACCCCACACUCCCCUCCUCCCGCCAUCAUCCUACGUGUCAUCCGCUUCCCCGCCUUCUCAGCGCUGGGCCUUGCUGAGCUGGCAGAUGAGCUGGCAUGCGAUGAGGUGGCACGGCUGCACGAGUACAGGCUGGACCUGCAAUCGGGAGCAGUGGAGGAGCGGCCCUUGUGCAAGGUGUGCUGCGACUUCCCCUCCAUCAACCCCAAUUUCACGGGUCGCCCCCAUCGCUUCGCCUACUCUGCCCGAUUCACAGCACAGCCCGGCCCAGGCACCACUGUCCCCUCAUUCAAUGCGAUCAUGAAGCAUGAUUUUCAACAAGGCACAUACCAGGUGCAUUCUCUCCCACCCGGGAGGUUCUGUGGGGAGCCUGUGUUUGCUCCACGGCACCACUUCCAGAGCAGCAGCAGGGUGCAGAGCGGUGAAGUGCGGUCAGAAACAGUCGGAGUAGGUGGAGAUACGGUGGGGAUGGGUGCAGAGGAGGAGGAUGAUGGAUGGGUGGUCGGAGUAGGUGGAGAUGCGGUGGGGAUGGGUGCAGAGGAGGAGGAUGAUGGAUGGGUGUUGGCACAUGUGUGGGAUGAGGAGGAGAUGAGGAGCGAAGUGAUUGUGCUAGAUGCAAUGAAUCUGGACAAGCAGCCACUGGCGCGGGUCAUUCUUCCGAAGAGAGUACCAUAUGGUUUCCAUGGGACGUUUCUUCCAGACUGA